CAGGUGUUCUGUUUUAUUGGGUUUAUUAUCAAUAGUAUUAUUUUCUGAUGACUUUAGAAAAAAGAUUUUCAUAAGACCCGAAGAAACAGCAGCACGUUGAGUUGGUCUGUAUUUAUGAUAAAGUGUGAAGCUUGGAAGUACUUCAGUCUUUUACUUGGGUUGAUGGAGGUGGCAUUUUUUAGCAAUUGUCGAAAUGCACCGGAGGAACUGCGCGCUGUCGGCACUUUUACUCAUCAUCUGUUGCGCGGAGAAAAAAAGAACAAACUGCUUUGGGAUGUCGAUGUCAAAGCAAUUUCAUUCUUUCCCAGAGUAAGGAUGGUCUUUAGUAUUCUGGCUCUUGUGGUUUCCACGCCGUUUUCCUCUUCAAAUCGCUUAUCAUGAAGAAGCAACAACGACCACAAUUACCGUCGGUUCCUCGUGGAAGUAUCUACGUGUGCCUGGGGAAAUGCCUGAAACAGCGUAGCAAUCGGUUGGGAGAGCAGUUUGGUAUAAGUAAUACCGUGGAACCAGCAAUGUGAGAUGGCAUGAAAAAUGGCUCAGCUGUACUAUAAAAGGUCUGGAAAUUCAUCCUACCGAGAUCGCAUUCCACUCCGGAUUGUUCGAGCAGAAUCUGAACUAUCUCCUGCAGAAAAGGCCUACUUGAGUGCUGUGGAAAAGGGGGAUUAUGCUAGUGUGAAGCAAGCUUUGGUAGAAGCCGAAAUUUAUUUCAAAAUUAAUAUCAACUGCAUUGACCCUCUAGGCAGGACAGCACUCCUCAUUGGUAUUGAAAAUGAAAAUCUUGAAAUCAUUGAACUCCUUCUAAGUUUUAAUGUCUAUGUGGGAGAUGCUCUUCUCCAUGCCAUUAGGAAAGAGGUUGUUGGAGCUGUAGAGCUGCUUCUCAAUCAUAAGAAACCAAGUGGAGAAAAGCAGGUUCCACCCAUCUUGUUAGACAAGCAGUUCUCAGAUUUCACUCCAGACAUCACGCCAGUGAUUCUGGCCGCCCACACCAACAAUUAUGAAAUAAUAAAGCUAUUGGUUCAGAAGGGAGUUUCCAUACCUCAGCCUCAUGAAGUACGAUGCAACUGUGUAGAGUGUGUGUCCAGUUCAGAUGUGGACAGCCUCCGGCAUUCCAGAUCAAGGUUAAACAUUUACAGAGCCUUGGCAAGCCCCUCUUUAAUUGCCUUAUCAAGUGAAGACCCCUUUCUAAUCGCUUUUCAGUUAAGCUGGGAGCUACAGGAAUUAAGCAAAGUGGAAAAUGAGUUCAAGUCUGAAUAUGAGGAGUUGUCCCACCAGUGUAAGCAAUUUGCAAAGGACCUGCUGGAUCAGACAAGAAGCUCCAGAGAAUUAGAAAUUAUUCUUAAUUACCGAGAUAAUAGUAGUCUUUUGGAAGAGGACAGCAGCAAUGAUCUAGCACGAUUAAAGCUGGCAAUUAAGUAUCGUCAGAAAGAGUUUGUUGCUCAGCCAAACUGUCAACAGCUGCUGGCUUCUCGAUGGUAUGAUGAGUUUCCUGGGUGGAGAAGACGCCACUGGGCAGGAAAAUUUUUGACAUGUAUUUUGAUAGGAAUCAUGUUUCCAGUAUUCUCUGCGUGUUAUUUGCUGGCCCCCAAAAGCAGAUUUGGACUGUUCAUUAGAAAGCCAUUUAUCAAAUUUAUAUGUCAUACUGCAUCAUACUUGACUUUCUUAUUUUUGCUACUUCUGGCUUCACAACGCAUUGUCAACACUGACCCAAAUAUACAUGGACCAGCACCAACUGUUGUGGAGUGGAUGAUUCUUCCUUGGGUUUUAGGAUUUAUAUGGGCUGAGAUAAAGCAAAUGUGGGAUGGCGGACUUCAGGAUUACAUGCAUGAUUGGUGGAAUCUAAUGGAUUUCUUAAUGAACUCAUUGUAUCUUGCAACAAUUUCUCUUAAAAUUGUUGCCUAUAUAAAGCACAAUGGGUUAACAAAGCGUGCAGAUUGGGACAUGUGGCAUCCAACUCUCAUGGCGGAGGCUUUUUUUGCCAUUGCAAAUAUUUUUAGCUCUCUGAGGUUAAUUUCUCUGUUUACAGCAAACUCUCAUCUUGGACCUCUACAGAUAUCACUUGGAAGAAUGUUACUAGAUAUAUUAAAAUUUUUAUUCAUAUAUUGCUUGGUACUUCUAGCCUUUGCAAAUGGAUUAAAUCAAUUAUACUUUUACUAUGAAACUAAUGCAAAUGAUACAACUUUAGUCUGUAAAGGAAUAAGAUGUGAAAAGCAAAACAACGCAUUUUCAACGUUGUUUGAGACACUACAGUCCUUAUUCUGGUCCAUAUUUGGGUUAAUUGGUCUGCAUGUAACAAAUGUUGAAGCAAAGCAUGAAUUUACAGAAUUUGUUGGGGCUACAAUGUUUGGAACAUAUAAUGUGAUUUCACUUGUAGUCCUGCUAAAUAUGUUAAUUGCCAUGAUGAACAAUUCAUAUCAGCUUAUUGCAGAUCAUGCAGAUAUUGAGUGGAAAUUUGCAAGGACAAAACUUUGGAUGAGUUAUUUUGAAGAAGGCGGAACAUUACCUCCACCAUUUAAUAUCAUUCCAAGCCCUAAAUCAGUUUGGCACUUGUUGAAAUGGAUCAAGAGACAUGUAUGUAAAGUGAAAAUCACAAAAAGGCCAGAGAGUCUUGGAUCUCUUGGAAGACGUGCAGCUGGAAAUUUAAGAAAAAACCAUGAAUACCAGGAUGUUAUGAAGAAUUUGGUAAAACGAUACGUUGCAGCCAUGAUUAGAGAUGCAAAAACAGAAGAAGGCCUCACAGAAGAAAAUUUCAAGGAAUUGAAACAAGACAUUUCAAGUUUCAGAUAUGAAGUUCUUGGACUAUUAAAAGGAAACAAAGGUACAAAAUUUAGCUCUGGGGCUUCAAGCAUGAGUGAUGUUGAUGAACCUUUUAAGCAUGACCCGAUUGUGAGCGAAGAAAAACCGAAGUGUAAACUUCAUCUUUUUAAUGUGACAUCCUUGUUACAGCAAAGGCCUUUAUCUAAAGUUCCAGAGUCCUAUAAUGGUAUUGUUAAUGGUUCUGCACUUUUGGUCUCAGAAACGGUAAAAGAAAAGCAACAGAAAAGAGAUUUUCACAAAGACAUUUCACAAUUUGGGCUGUUUCAAAGACAGACAAAAUUAAGUAGCACAGACCAGUACACAAACAGAAUAUAUUCUGUCUCUGAGGAAAUUGGUGAAUAUGAACUUGACGAACCAUUUUCUGAUAUAAAUGCAGUGGAAGCAGACAAAUCAUCGACAAGCUGUGAAUCAGACAAACAAUUACAAGGGUCUGCUAAUGAACACAAACCAUCUUCUGGUGGUAGUCCCUGUUUCUCCACAAAGGUAACUACAGAAAUCAAGACACACUCAGAAGACGAAAAGGACAUGUCUUUGUAGAAGUAUGGCUGUGAUAGUAAAUUGUGACAAUGAUAUCUCCUGUGUAUAUGGAGAUUGUAUUUAUUGUACAUGCACUAUAUACUAAGAUCCUUUGUGGCUAUAAAUUAUGAAACAGCUGUUUCUUUUAUAUAAUUUAUAGUUUAAACAAGCCUCAGCUCUAUUAAUGAUAUUUGCCACCAGAUAUCUAAAAUCUGUUGCUAUAUCAUAUAGGUUGCUACUGUACUGCAAAACAGUACUAUAAUAAAGGAGCCAAUGCAAAAUUUGAGUUUUUGUUUCCUAAUGGAAUUGUUUAGUAAACUUUCCCACAAAUACUAUGGUUCUCUGUUGAUUUUGUAAAAUGACAAAUCAUGUGUGCUAAUAAAAAGUUAUUUUUAUCUGCUAUAAGAAUAUGUACUCUGCAGUUUGAUAGUUAAAAUACCUAGAUGAAUGAAAAUGAAAAUUUGAUAAAUAAUAAAAGCAAAAGUAUUAGCAAUGUUUUUAUUAAACAGUCAGAGAAAAAAUGUGUAUUACUGAACAGAAGGAAAAGUGGCCUUAUAAAAAUCCACUUUAAUCAUGUUACAGAUUUUUUACAGAUAGAUAGAUAUCGUCUUUGUGCCAUAAAAACACAGCAUGAAUAUAAAGUCAAACCAUGUUUCUUCAAUUUUAAAAAAGGUCUUGGAAUUUUAUAUUUUUUUAUUUUGCACAUUUUAAAAAGGAAGUAGGGUCACUCAUUUUAAAAAUGAGUAGCCAUUCAUAACACCCCUCUACUGUACAUCUACAGUACACUGUUGUAGAAAAGUAUGUACCCCGUCCUGAUUCUCUCAAUUGCUGCAUUUUUUUUGGUCUUCAGCCAAAAUCUAAUAUUAAAAAAGGGUGUGUGAAUGAACAAAUAACACCGUUUAAUGACACUGAAAUUUUGAAAGAAGUGAUAAUUAACAGCAACAGCUCAAAAAGUGCAUGUGAAAUAUUUACAGGUUUUAAUAUGAAACGAUGAAACUGAGUCGUAAACUUGUGUUUAUCUUAAACUAGAGGCAGACAUGAAAAGGUAACUCACCCCAGAUCAGAGCAGCCAGGGUAGAUAAGAAUAUGGCUACCUCUGCUUAAUACUGUCAUAUGAAAGAAAGCACAAGGAAAAUUGAUGUUAAGUGCUAUCCAUAUUAACAGUUGGCUCAAAUUUUGACUAUUUACCUCAAUACCCACUUGUUUCCACAAGUCUCACCUCUGCUGUUUUGAGUCACUCAUACUGCAUCGGCUCUGUAUGUUGCUGAUCAUUACAGAUAACAAUCUUUAUGUAAUGUUUAAACAAAAAGAAGUGUGCCUGCAUAAUAACUGCUUACAAUAAUUUAAUUAAGGAUAUAAAAUAACUUGCAAGAAAAUUAGAUACUUUUCUUACAUGUUUAUGCUGAUAUACAACAAAUUGCUAUGAUUAUUGACAAUGUACAUGUAUGGUAUGGUUCUGCAAAAAUCAUAAGCUAUUAAGAUAAAAAGAAAUCAUUUCACUUGCCCAAAUUUAGAUAGUUUGAUCUUUGGUUAUCUAGAUAAUCUAAAGCAUGUAAAUUUGAUAUGGUGCAUAUUUUGUACUUCACAAAUAAUUUUUAUAAACCUGAAAUAGUUCCUUUGAAAAUGAAGAUUCAAAUCCAGUGGGAACUGUUAUGAAAGAGAAAAAAACAGGUUUUUCUUGCCUCCAAGAAUUUAUUGCUUGAUCAAAUAAAAGUUAAAAUAUAAUAAGAAAUAUACUGCAUAUUAGACGUUCAAAAAUAAACACAUAAAUAAAACUGACAAUUUUAUAUCUGACAGGAAUAAUCUCAGGCGUGAUAUGUUUUGAAAUUUUCAAAAGGGAAGUUUUAAAUUAAUCUAUGUGUGUUCCCUGAUUGCCUCUUAGAUUAGCCUUGUCCAAUUGACAAUACUUAACUGGCAUGGGGCAAAAAUGAAAUCGGAUGAUUUUUGGAUAUAAAAUAUUGAGGAUAUCUGUGACUGAAUGUAUGUGCAUUUGUGUAUUAUCUCUUCAAAAAGGGAGACAUUGUGUUUAAUAAUAUGCAACAAAUCCAAUAAAGCUGUUCAUUGUUUGCAGCACAAAAUGAAUACAUUAAUGUAGCCUGAGGCACAUAUAUAGUAUUAAACGUUUAAAGAAAUUCAUGACAGUGAAGCCAGUACAGAUUGUUUCCAUUUAAUAUUUAAAAUUAAUUCAUUUAAUUGGUCUGUUCUCUUGAACAUAAAGCCGUAAACUGGAUUUUGAAGCAUGCAUUUAACUUUAAAAUUGUCGUCACUUUUACCUUGCAAAUAAUUAUUUUAUGAUUCAGAUACUCGAGAGAAUAAAUAAAAAGUACUUUUUGAUUUAGAUAUUCAAGAGAAUACAUAGCCUUAUACAGGAUAGUUUUGAUUGAUUUUGUGCUAUUGACUGUUGCUAAUGUACUGUAUAUAAUUACCCUAAAUAAAAAAUAGUCAUGUCAUCUGGAAUACAACUGUCUAAAACACUAAUUAAUUGAAAUAUUUCUUAUAAUGUACUGUAUAUGUAAUUGUUUUCUAGAUUAUUUCUAAUCAUGGAGUGUCCCUUACCAAUGUAAGCAUGUCCUUUAAAGAUUUAGAUUUUUCAGAACAUGGAUCUGUUGUUUCAGGGUGUUAGCCUCUGUACUGGCUGAUCAUUAGCUUGUACCCCAAAUUUCUUUCACUGACAGUUCUUUUGCAAAGAAGUAACUAUAGCUAUGAGAGGCUUUAUAUUGUGCUUGUUUUGAUAAAACAAUACAUUUGCAUAUUUCUAUGAAAUAAAUAAAUAAAUAUAAAAGCUUGUUUUAUUUUUAUACUGUAUAGGUUUACUGAUUUUUCUUGUUUUAAUGUAGCCUCAGGUGUUUAAACAAGAUUAGUUUAACACUACCAAUGUGUUUUGUGUUAUUAUUGCAAGUUCUUAACUAUUUAAUGUAUCACCAUAUAGUUUAUUGUUCUUUUAAAAAGGAGAACGCAAAUAUGACAAGUAUUGAUUUUAUUAUAAGCUUUUUUGUGAGUCUUUCAUUAUCUGAAAUAAAAUUUUUUUAAAUGUUGACAAGCCUCUUUUCCAACGUAGUUAAACCAAUAACAUAUGUAUAAUUUUCUAUUUCUCCACUAAGGUAUUUCUAACGUGAGUUAAUUUAAAGUAAAAAACUGAAAAACUUGCAUAGAAAUUAUAUUAAUUGGAUUCAAAGUUCAAUGUCCCAACAUAAAAUAUGCAUGGCAUCUAACAAUUUUCCUUUAGUUUAGCACUAUUUUAAUAAUAACUACAGUGUUUAAGCAUUUGGACAUGGAAAUUCCGUAUCUAUAAUAAGUUUAUAUUUAAAGCAUUGUUUCAUUUUGGUCAAAAGGAAAUGCUUUUAAUUGUUGCCUAUUAAACUUGAUUAUUGUA
Polypterus senegalus (gray bichir) is the source of this 6703-nucleotide messenger RNA. RefSeq names its product transient receptor potential cation channel, subfamily C, member 4b (gene trpc4b). Lineage: Eukaryota; Metazoa; Chordata; Cladistia; Polypteriformes; Polypteridae. Gene Ontology annotation, molecular function: store-operated calcium channel activity; protein binding; inositol 1,4,5 trisphosphate binding. The transcript is spliced from 11 exons. Gene Ontology annotation, cellular component: cation channel complex; membrane. Gene Ontology annotation, biological process: regulation of cytosolic calcium ion concentration; manganese ion transport; calcium ion transmembrane transport. Bases 532 to 3351 code for a protein of 939 amino acids. The record is from RefSeq and is a predicted model, not a curated record.